Myotis brandtii (Brandt's bat) is the source of this 2158-nucleotide messenger RNA. It is a transcript of the gene VWC2L, whose product is annotated as von Willebrand factor C domain containing protein 2-like. Bases 758 to 1327 code for a protein of 189 amino acids. The record is from RefSeq and is a predicted model, not a curated record. Gene Ontology annotation, cellular component: AMPA glutamate receptor complex. Gene Ontology annotation, biological process: negative regulation of BMP signaling pathway. Gene Ontology annotation, molecular function: protein binding. Lineage: Eukaryota; Metazoa; Chordata; Mammalia; Chiroptera; Vespertilionidae. The transcript has 4 exons.
GAAGCCAGUUGGCGCUGUCCGUGGUGCUGAGGAAUUCCCGGCUGCCGGCAGAAUGCGCUCCAAAUCAGCAGUCUGCAAACUGCUCUCAGUGAUGCAGAAACCCAGCUAAAGUUGCUCCUUUCCUUCACGUCCACAGUUAGUAUUUUCUGGUGUGUAAGAAGGGAUUCGAGCAACAUAUUGUGGAUGAUGCUGAUGCCGUUGCCAGCGGAGCGGGUUUUAAGCGACAGCAUGCUGUUGCUGUUUGUGAUCCACCGAGCCUAGCCAAAUCACCUCUACUGCCGUAGCAAACACUGUGUAAGUGAACUCAUGUGUGGAGGAGGCGUAAUCAGCCGGGAAAUUUCAUAGAAGGAUCUGAGAAAAUGCUAAAAACAAGUUCAACAUGAUUCUGCUACUUGAGUCUGGAUUUCUACAGGACCAGCAUUGCUUCUUGCUUUGAAUUUUGGAGACAGGUCCAAAGCAUAUUUCUUAUGUGUGUCUGCUGUAUUUCUCUCCGGAAGGGCGGGAGACUGCUUCUUGACUGUGGUUUGAAAUGAGAGGUAGAGAGAAUGGAUUGCCUUUAAUUCAAGCCUGAAAAUGCGUUCUUUGGACAAUUAAAGAGGAACUGCUUUUCUAAAACAUACCUGAUCUUUUAGUCCAUAUUGGUCUAUGACCCCCAUCACCAUUAUUAACCUCCAGAGUGAUUAGCCUACCCCUCCCCAUGGAAGGAGCUGAGUAUAUUCAGUAGUAGGAGCACAUCCAGAAGCCUUUGAGGAGGGGGAUGGCUCUUCAUAUUCAUGAAGCUUGCAUACUUCUCUUGGUCAUCCCUGGAUUGGUCACCUCUGCUGCCAUCAGUCAUGAAGACUAUCCUGCUGAUGAAGGGGACCAGACCUCCAGUAAUGACAAUCUGAUCUUUGAUGACUAUCGAGGGAAAGGGUGUGUGGAUGACAGCGGCUUUGUAUACAAGUUGGGAGAACGAUUUUUCCCAGGGCAUUCCAACUGCCCUUGUGUCUGUGCUCUGGAUGGACCUGUUUGCGACCAGCCAGAAUGCCCUAAAAUUCACCCAAAGUGUACUAAAGUGGAACACAAUGGAUGCUGUCCUGAGUGCAAAGAAGUGAAAAACUUUUGUGAAUAUCAUGGGAAAAAUUACAAAAUCUUGGAGGAAUUUAAGCCCUCUCCAUGUGAAUGGUGUCGCUGUGAGCCCAGCAAUGAAGUUCACUGUGUUGUAGCAGACUGCGCAGUUCCUGAGUGUGUCAACCCAGUCUAUGAACCAGAGCAAUGUUGUCCUGUCUGCAAAAAUGGAAGCCACUUUCAUGGAUUCAAUCAUCAUCUGUAUCCUGAAGACUUCUAAAUCGAUGCUUCCAGUGCAAAUAUCUCCCCUGAGAUCUCAACUAUUCUAUCUAAUCACUUUAAGCUUUCCACUGGCUAUAAGCCAAAGACAGUUAAAACUCAUUCUGGACUUUCCACCUAAACUUGACUAUCCUAUAUGUCUCCUCUCCAUGAAAGAAACCACCUACCACCCAACACAAAAGCAAGAAAUAUGGACAUCAUUUUACUUCCUUCCUCUUUCCAUACCAUUUACAUCCACUUACUUCAGCUCCAUUCCCUUUCAUAUUACCCCAGCCUGUCCCCACUUCCCCAUUCCCACUGCCACUAUUUCCAUGUGGGCCUUCCCCAUUUCCUUUCUAGAGGAAUUGCUAUUCUUUGCCUCCCCUAGUCCGGGGGCCUUCCCACCCUAAACAGCAGCAGUAGUGACCUGGUAAAGCACAAAUAUGAUUAUACCACUUCGUCACUUAAAAGUCCUUUAGUGUCCCCCCUGUGCUAUAACAAACAGUAAAGUAUAUUAUAUUCAAAUAGCAUAACUUACAAGGUCUUCCAGACCCUAGCCACUGCCCUUCCAACUCCUCCAGCUUCAGCUCCCUUCAUUCUUCCUGGGACUUUUCGCUCCAGCUACAUAAAAUUUCUUACAUUUUCCCCAAUGGGCUAUAACCCCUUCUUUGCUCAUGCUACUACCUUCCCACCUACCACUAUCACCAAAAUAGCUUCACUCCACAAGAUCUACUCAGUCUUCAUGUGUGUCAGCAGCUUUCCUCUUUCCCGGUUUUGAUUAGAUCACCUCCUACAUUCUCCUAUAAAAUCCUAUUUCUAACUUUGCACCUCCCUCGUUUCUGCUAAAGUAUAA